Molecule: messenger RNA, 1761 nt
Organism: Nylanderia fulva
Lineage: Eukaryota; Metazoa; Arthropoda; Insecta; Hymenoptera; Formicidae
Product: rhodopsin
Biological process (GO): G protein-coupled receptor signaling pathway
Cellular component (GO): membrane
Molecular function (GO): G protein-coupled receptor activity
Source: RefSeq, a predicted model, not a curated record
UUAAUUUCUUAUCUAUACAUCAAAACGCGCUUAAAAUCUACAAAGAUAUGUGUGUGCAUAUGUGCAUUGUGCAUUGGAACGCAAUUCCGGACGAACAAUAUGUGCCUCGAUAAAGAAACAUUGGCGAUCCACAUUUUGAUCUGCGCGCAUGCUCUUCUUUCACGCAGGGGUUGAUUGGUCGCCGGUCGAAGAAAGCGCGGCUUGGGCGAGCUUUAUAUAAGGGUAGUAUGACUUUGAAACUCCACCACUGGUUUUGAUUAUUGCGUCCGGGACGGAUUUGCCGUUGUCACAUCUCGCUGUCGUCCUCUCGAAUUUCUUCUAUUUUCCACAAGUGAGGUAGACAAGCCUUCAAUUUAGCUCUCGUUAUCACCCGAAUGUUUCGAUUCUCUUUGCAUCAUAGAGCAAGUGAGGAAAUAGCUCUAGCCGGAAAGCCUGUAGGAAAAAUGUCUUCGAAUCUGAGCAUCCUAUCCGAGCCUCCGGACGAUGUUUUAAUCGUCGAGGAACAAGGGACACCUGUCAUUUACAUCUUUGCGGCUGUCGUGCUCGGUUUCAUCGGCUUCUUCGGAUUCAUCUUGAAUCUGCUGGUCAUCCUGACGGUUGUCAAGAACGCUAACACGCUGUGGACACCCAACAAUGUGAUCCUUGUCAAUAUGGUUAUUGGAGAUCUUUCAGUAGCUGCACUGGGAAAUCCCAUCGCAAUGACGUCAGCGAUCGCUGGUUCGUGGUAUUGGAACCAUACAAUGUGUCUGGGAUACGCGUGGUUUAUGACUACAAUGGGAUUCGCCAGUAUCGGUAAUUUAACGAUAAUGGCAAUAGAAAGAUUCCUGCUGGUGACAUGUCCAAUGAAGAUAUUAUCCUUAAGACACGCUUACAUAUUGGCGCUUUUGGUUUGGAUAUAUGCGCUCUCUUUAUCAUUACCACCGCUUUUUAAUUGGGGCACUUAUGGCCCGGAGGCCGGUAACAUAUCUUGCAGCGUAUCUUGGGAAAUACAUGAUUCUGAGACGCAUAAUGAAUCUUAUAUCGGAUUUAUAUUUAUUAUUGGCUUUUUCCUUCCUGUCACAAUAAUUAUCAGCAGUUACUACGGCAUUAUAAGAAGCUUGAAGAGAAUGGGAAGAAGGAUUGGCCAAAAUAACAGACGAGAGAGGAAAAUUACAAUGAUGGUGUACCUAAUGAUAAUUGCUUUCUUAAUUGCCUGGUUACCCUAUGCCAUUCUUGCACUCGCAGUUCAGUAUUUCUAUGUACAAACCUCUCAGGCCGUAGCAGUGUUGCCUGCGCUUCUCGCAAAAUCAUCCAUCUGCUACAACCCCAUAAUAUACGCAAGUUUGAACGUACAGUUUUGUCGCACCUGGAAGAAAAUGUUUUCCAUCAAUACAAAUUCAAGAACAGCCAACAAUACCACAAUAGGAAUGACGACAAUGAGUAGAAUCAAAAUGAAGAAUUCCAAUCGCCCGUUGAAAUAAGUCAGCUAGAAAGAAGAUAAAACUUCGUACCUUUUGUAAUCCGUCAAUCCUCAGAGAUGGUGCAUAGACUGGAAAGAUGAUGCACGAACGAAGAUACGACAUGGACCAAUGAAUGGCUAAUGGAAAAAUCAUUUUCACCGUUCAUUCUGUAAUUAUAAAAGAAAAACAGCCUAUUUAAAAAAUAGAUCCCUAUAAGGAAACAGAUUUCUUUCAUGCAAAUAUAUACUUUUUCGAUAAUUUUCUGGACGCGCAAAGUUUUACAUUCUAAUAAAUAAUUCAGGAUUAUUUUUUAUAAAAUAAA